CCACAGCGAACGACACGACGGCCAGCAAUCCUUUAUCGUACUUGUAUCAUCAUCAUCCGCCGGAUGUUUUUAUAUGGUGUAGCUAGUACUACUACUGCUAUCUCAGGGUAACCCAAAAGUCAUGCAGUGCGAAGUAUUUGUCACUAGCGACAACUGCUUCUCCAUCUUGGCGUUUGUGAAUCGGUGAAUUAAGUGGAUAGAUAACAAACCCCAUUGUAUCGUCUUUUCCCUGCACGAAAAUGCACGCGCCCGUAAGCUGAGAAAUUAUCACUGCAAGCAUUCUGGAAGUUCGCGUGGGAAAAAUCCGGUUAGUAAUGAACGCUGGCUUGAAGUUACAACUGAAGGCCGUCUUUUUAUCCACGAUAUAUUGCAUCAAUUAUGCGUAUUCUUCCACAAAGAAUGAAACCAAGACAUCUGAGCCGGCUUUUCCUACAUCAGGCAGAAGCUCCAGCCUUAGUCAUCAUCACACAACAGCUAACUUGACGUCUGAAUCCUCUUUGACGUAUAGUGGUGCUGAGGAGCGGAGUACCAGCACUACCACAGAAUUAAUUUUCAGUGGAGUUCCCAAGGAAGAGGAAGGUAUUCUAGUCAAUAAAUCAUAUACAUCUACCAUAACAUCCUUCCCUGGCACGCCAACGCCCACACCCCUCAACAAGAUGUUAAAUUUAACAGAAAAAAAUGGCAUUAACCGUUCUGUAGGGACAGGUAGACCAUCCAUGACACCCUUUCUUAAUAAUGGGUCUGACGAUAACCCCACGAAGGUCAACAACGAGUCUGCAUUUAGAUCUACAGCAACAAGAACCAAUAUCAGGAAAGUGGUGGACCUUACCACGAACGAGGUUACUCGAGACACCACCACCACGUCCGACUUGCUCACGCCUACUCAAGAAUCUUUUCCAAGCACUGAUCAGAGUAGAAAUGACACAAGCAGCACAGUGCGGAAUGCAUUUGAAAAACAUACUUUUCACAACAAUGUUGGCUCAUCAACCAUCACAUAUGACUACGGUGAUUCAACAGAGGUGAAAACCUCUACAACCACUACGUACGAAUCUAGCACAGUUUCAGAAUCACCAUCCUCAGGUGGCCACAGCUCACAGGACGCAGAGAUCAGAAUGCGAAGCGUGACAGAUCAUGGAAUAAGUAGUAUAGUCUUGAGGUCCAUACCAAAACCUACUUCAAGUUCUGAUUAUUCACCGGAAGACGUGGAAGCAGUUCAGCAAAGGGCCUAUAACAUUGCCUUUCCUGUGCUAAUCUUCAUUGGCUCUGUUGCCAAUAUCAUCUGCAUAGUUGUACUCAUGAGGCCAAGAAUGAGAUCAGUGCCUGUCAACAAGUAUUUCCUCGCCCUCGCCUGGUCUGACCUGGUGGUUUGUCUGAUGAACAUCCCCAUUGCAGUUACUACCAAUGGGUGUGACAUACGUUCUUAUGGGGAAGCUGUCUACUUCGGACACUUCGGGUGGUCGACGAUCGAGGUAUCGCAGACAGUUAGUUUUUACACGUUGCUCUUCCUGUCAUACGACCGAUUUCUAGCUGUGUAUUUCUAUCAGAAAUUCAAACAGCAAAACUAUGCGAAGAUUCUUCGGCAAAGAUACGUCAUUACCAUCAUUGCUGACAUCGUCAUUCACUUGUUUUACUUCUUCAACGUAAGGAUCUGGUGCAAAGAUGAGAUGCAGGUGGAUCACUGCGAGUCUGGCAGAUUCCUCAUCGAAGACUCUUAUCGUUUCAAUGACCACACAGUCUGGCGCGAAGUCUACUUCAUCUUCCAUGAGCUGAUAAUACGAUGGAUACCUGGCCUCUUACUCGUGAUAUUCAACGCCAGUUUAGUUGCAGCCAUUGCCAUCGGCCGGCUAAGCAACCCUACUUCGUCUCACAGGUCCAAGAAGAGAGACGAGUUCCGCCUCACCAUCACUCUCAUUGGCAUAACCUGUUCGUUUAUUAUCUGCACUUUCCCCAACACGAUUUAUUCGAUUUGGUUCGCCGCCAACAUCAAAGAGAAAUGCUACGGAGAUCACGAGGUCUUCAGGGCUGUCUCGAAUAACCUACAAUUACUGGAGCACGUUUUACACAUCGUAUUUUUGUCGAUGCUCAAUCCAAGUUUCAGAAACGAACUUGCGCAUUUUCUUACAUGUACGCCCUCGCCAGACUCGCCGAAUGAGGCCCUCCAGUCAUCUAGAGACCUGCAGAUGUAUCAGAUCAACCGGCGGUCUGCUAGCCAUUCGCCUUUUCCUGGCAGGUCUCCGAAUCAUUCUCCUUACACGAGCAAAAGGAUAUCAGGGUCAGAGGUUGUUGUCACGACUGGCCUUGGGAGUACCCUAAGCCCAAGUGCACGUUACUAAGCUCGUAUGAAAUUUUAUAUUGAUGUUAUAAACCAAGCAAUUCUCAUGUGCGAUUUCGUCCACUCGUAAAUAUCUGCAUUUAAAACUAUAGUACUAAACACGUGCACUUUCAUGUUAUGGCGUCAGUGAAACAAUGGAAAGCUAAUGAGCAUAUUAAUGCAAUGUUUUCUGCUGGUCUUCGGGACUAACUGACAGUAGUAGUUCUGACAAGGCAGCGUUUCCGUUUCUUUUGUUCUCUUCUGACACGGAGCAAUUUGAGGGGAGGUUGACUUCAUAUUUUCAGAAAAAAAAACGACUGUUUAUCAUUGUUCUGCAUUAAGAAUUAUUAUUAUUAAUCUUGUUUUACUAUUUAGGUUUAUUCUAUCCAUUUUUCUCACACAUUCUGUUUUUUGCUUAAUAUAGGCUACUCAUCGUCAGUGUUUACUAUUAUUAUUGUUUUAAUAUUUACUUCAUUAAGUAUGUUGUCCUCUGUUUAUUACCUUUAUUUAUUACUGAUAAUGAAUUACGACUUUCCCAGUUUUUAAUAAUAAUAAUAAUAAAAGUAUUUCCA
This is a messenger RNA of Macrobrachium nipponense, 2883 nucleotides long. RefSeq lists its product as uncharacterized. Gene Ontology annotation, biological process: G protein-coupled receptor signaling pathway. Lineage: Eukaryota; Metazoa; Arthropoda; Malacostraca; Decapoda; Palaemonidae. Bases 315 to 2333 code for a protein of 672 amino acids. Gene Ontology annotation, molecular function: G protein-coupled peptide receptor activity. Gene Ontology annotation, cellular component: membrane. The record is from RefSeq and is a predicted model, not a curated record. The transcript is spliced from 3 exons.